Molecule: messenger RNA, 1206 nt
Organism: Leptopilina boulardi
Lineage: Eukaryota; Metazoa; Arthropoda; Insecta; Hymenoptera; Figitidae
Gene: 7B2
Exons: 6
Coding region: 16-885 (289 amino acids)
Biological process (GO): regulation of hormone secretion; neuropeptide signaling pathway
Cellular component (GO): secretory granule
Molecular function (GO): enzyme regulator activity
Source: RefSeq, a predicted model, not a curated record
CAGAUAUAAAUCAUAAUGGCAAAAGUUGAUUUCCUCGGAUUCAAGAUACGUUUGAUCACAGCGGCGCUUAUCAUCCAAAGAAAACGCCAUCAAGAUUCAAUAGUCUGUAUCUGUCAAAGACCUUUCACAGCUGUUUUCCUAUUUGGACAUUACAAAAAUAAUUUACAAAACCUCAAAAUGCGUUAUGCUCUCGUGGUAUUCACUCUUUUUGCUGCUGCACACGCAACAAUGUAUUUGCCCCCAUUGAAGGAACAUUAUUAUGCGGACCUAGUACUUCGAGAAUUAAUCGAUCAAAUGGGAAACGAUCUAGUGGAUGCUGCAGAUUCAUAUUUAGAAUAUCAAGACGGAUCAAGAAUUGGUAAUGAUUUUCAGGCGAUGAAGGAAAUUCCAGUUGAAUUGCCAAUUGACUAUGAUGGGAUUGAGACUCUAAAUCCUAAUCCGAGUAUUCGCGAUCAAGAAUAUUUGCAGCACAGUACACUAUGGAGUCAUCAAAAGUCUGAUGAAAAUGGAAACGACAGACACAGAAUUCAACCCGGAGGACUCAAGGGCGCUAAGGAUGAGAAAUCUGAAAAUACUUUGCCCGCCUAUUGCACUCCUCCUAAUCCCUGUCCAGUUGGAUAUACAAGGGAAAAUCAUUGCAUCACUGAUUUUGAGAAUACAGCAGCUUUCAGUCGAGAUUUUCAAAGCGCCCAAGACUGCAUGUGCGACACGGAACACAUGCUUGAUUGUGCAAAUGAAAUUGACACUGAAGAAGAACAAGCAAACUUGAAAAUUUCCAGUACCGAUCUCGACCAAAUUGUUGAAAGAUUCCAGGAGGAAAAUCCAUUCUUUCAAGGUGAAAAAUUGCCCAUCGCUGCUAAAAAAGGAAUUAACGUUGUUUAUUGAGUUAUCAAAAUAAUAGGACAGCCCCGGAAAAUUUGGAUAAAGAAGGAAAACUGAAUUUGAAAAUAAUGGAAGGAAAUUACAAAUUUCUAUUUUAUGGGCAAUAUUUUUUUCUUUUUAUUUUCGAAUACUUGACAGUAAUCGAAAAAUAUUGAUCGGUGUGUAAAUUUUAAUUUUUUCGCGAUCAACAAGACGAAAAGUCUAAAUAGUUUCAAUUGAUUAAUAAUUUGUCUCCAGUUGAAAUCAGAUAAAGUUAGAUAAUUCUAAUUCUUUUAUAUUAAUUCCUUUUUUAAUAUAAAUAUAGAGAAUUUUUUAUUUGUUAAA